Messenger RNA from Lactuca virosa, 963 nucleotides. NCBI's taxonomy places the organism in Eukaryota, Viridiplantae, Streptophyta, Magnoliopsida, Asterales, Asteraceae. The record is from the annotation of a GenBank genome assembly.
AUGUCUCAAAGCUACCCGAUCGUGUCAAAAAGUCAAACAUCAGGAAAUCAUUUGAGAUGUGAUCACUAUAUUCUAAAUGCGAACAUUGCUCGUUAUCAAAAACAGAUCAAUACAGGGGUUAACCACAAGCCAUAUGCACCGCCGCCACCUCCUCCUCCCCUCCCACCAAUACAUCAACAAGUGGACGCAAAACCUAGGGGAACCACCAGUAGCAAAACGUUUGCAGAGAUGGUCUCUGGACAUCGUACGCCGAAAGUUGCGGUGAAGCCGACAUCCAACUAUUUAGAUCAGAACAAUUGCAUUCUGACCGGGGAAGUCAUGAGUGCACAACAUAUAGAAAAUAUCCCUACUCUACUAAAACUUGACAACAAGUUCAUUGGCAGUAUUUACUACACUGGUGGUCUUAAAAUGAUGUUUAAAUUCAUUAACCCUUCGAACGCCGACACAUUUCUAGCUAUGACUCCAAUUGGAACUGGUGGUUCGGGGCUUAGAAAAGGUUUUGCAGAUAACAUGGACUGUGAUAGAUUAACUUGGGUAAACAUUUUUGGAGUUCCAGUCAGAUUCCGUUCAGACGAGAAUUAUUCCAAGAUUGUUGGUGUAUUUGGUAAAGUAGUCAACACAUACAACAACGGGGAUACUUUGGAUAUUUCCACAGGACACGUUUGUGUACUCACCAAGGACUGGUCACCGUUCGAUGCCAUGCUUGGUGAUCAUCAUUUGUUCAAGAAAUCUGUUGGGUCACCGAUUGACGUCGAUGAUGAAACAUGUUCGUUGAAUUCGAUUGAUUCUGAAGAUAAGGAAGACGAAGACGAGGCGGUAUCGACAAGAUGGGGGAAUCCUAAAAAUACGGAUGAAGUCCCGGAGGAGGGUGAAAUCGUUGAAGAACCAGAGGCCGGUGAUGAAGAAAUCCAAUCUUCGAUAGCUACGACGAUGGUGUUGCUGAUCAUCAAAAAAUUGUACUGA